CCAUUGGAGCCCCAGUGGCCACCGCAGCGACGGUGCCUCUCCAAAGCCAGAGCUUGAGGAGGGCGGAGCCGGAGGCAGGAGGCCAGAGCAAGAGAACACCGCGUGGGAGGAUUGCGCAGGGCCAGGCGCGUGUACGGGAGGUGCACGUCGGUGGCGUGGUGCUGGUGGUUGCAAGGCUGUGCAAAGCCUAGGCGGGUGCACAGGCAGCGAGGGGCAGAGUAGGGCGCAGGACGUUGCACUGGGCGUUGCAUUGGGAGUUGCACUGGAGGUGUAGGGUUCUGGGCAUUGCACUGGGCGUGCAAUACUCUGAGUGGUGCACAAGGGCAGUGCGGGGCGCAGGGCAGCUGACAGCGUCAUCAGCCGGGAGCAGCGCGCGCUCCGCCUCAGCAGCCACCGCAUCGCGCCGCUUGCAGAGGGUCCCAGAGCUGUGCCUGGAGACUUGCCGCGCUGAGCGGGCUCUCACCAGGUACCUCCUGGUCAGUAGCUUGGAGUUCUGAAGCAACAUGCCGGAACAGAGCAAUGACUACCGGGUGGCCGUGUUUGGGGCAGGUGGUGUCGGCAAGAGCUCCCUCGUUUUGAGGUUUGUGAAAGGGACCUUCCGGGAGAGCUACAUUCCAACUGUGGAAGACACGUACCGGCAGGUGAUCAGCUGUGACAAGAGUGUAUGCACACUGCAGAUCACGGACACAACCGGCAGCCACCAGUUCCCGGCCAUGCAGCGGCUGUCCAUCUCCAAGGGUCACGCCUUCAUCCUGGUCUACUCCAUCACCAGCCGGCAGUCCCUGGAGGAACUCAAGCCCAUCUAUGAGCAGAUCUGUGAGAUCAAGGGGGACGUGGAGAGCAUCCCCAUCAUGCUGGUGGGGAACAAGUGUGAUGAGAGCCCCAACCGUGAGGUACAGAGCAGCGAGGCAGAGGCCCUGGCACGCACAUGGAAGUGUGCUUUCAUGGAGACAUCGGCCAAGCUCAACCACAAUGUCAAGGAACUUUUCCAGGAACUGCUCAACCUGGAGAAGCGCAGGACCGUGAGCCUCCAGAUCGAUGGCAAGAAGAGCAAGCAGCAGAAGAGGAAAGAGAAACUCAAGGGCAAGUGUGUGGUCAUGUGAGAGGUUUCCAUUAGAAGGAAUCGCUGCCCUUAGGGCCUCUCUCUUCCUCCCCCCUGUGAGCCCCACUGUGUCAGGGCAGCAUGUCUGAUGCCCACGUGUUAAACAUUGCAUUUGGCUGUGACACACCCUGCAAUGUCCUCAAGAGGCAUUCCAUACACCCCACCUGCCCACCCUCAGGGGUUGCAGAAUCUGUGAUGCUCUCAGCAUCCCCGGAAACGGAGGCCAGUCCUGAGUGGGCUUUAGCCACUUGAAGGCGAGGGGACUCAGAGCUGUGGACACAGGAGAAACUGAGAGUACUGUGUAGUGCAUGUGUGUGUGUGUGUGACAGCAGGUUAGCCCAUAGCUGCUGGUACCAUCCCACACCAGGAAAACUUAGUUCAGAAGCCACUAACCUCUUUGGGGGAGGAGUAGGCAGUCAAAGGACCCUGGUGGCUCCUGUUCAUGCAUUUUUAAUGGGAUUAAAGAUAAAAUACCAUAGCCCCUCCAAACGAUGCUCAUGCUGUUCCUCCUGGUACACACUGAGGAGAUGCUCUCACUUCCUCAGAGCCUUCUUACAUGUGCUGUGUCUGCCUGUUAGGAGUGUACACUUCAGUACGAGGCCACCUGUGGCAUGAUGUUGUGUUAGCCCUUCUCCAGUCUUUGAGUCAGGACGUUGUGACAUCAUGCAAACAUCGCCAUAACGCCCGUGUGUGUGUGUGUGUGUGUGUGUGUGUGUGUGUGUGUGUGUGUGUGUGAUACUUUGAGGGUCCUAGAAACGUGAACUUUCUUUUGACCUCCGAGGGUUGCCACUUCUCCCAGCCCUCAGAUUUUUAAAUAAAAGCAAAUAAAGUAGGCAUUUUUUAGACUCCCACCU
This is a messenger RNA of Onychomys torridus (southern grasshopper mouse), 1956 nucleotides long. It is a transcript of the gene Diras2, whose product is annotated as DIRAS family GTPase 2. Gene Ontology annotation, cellular component: plasma membrane. The transcript is spliced from 2 exons. The record is from RefSeq and is a predicted model, not a curated record. Gene Ontology annotation, biological process: signal transduction. Lineage: Eukaryota; Metazoa; Chordata; Mammalia; Rodentia; Cricetidae. The coding region runs from base 504 to 1103 and encodes 199 amino acids. Gene Ontology annotation, molecular function: GDP binding; GTPase activity; GTP binding.